Molecule: messenger RNA, 549 nt
Organism: Lottia gigantea (owl limpet)
Lineage: Eukaryota; Metazoa; Mollusca; Gastropoda; Lottiidae
Exons: 2
Coding region: 1-549 (182 amino acids)
Source: RefSeq, a predicted model, not a curated record
AUGGCGAACAAGUUUGGAUUAGGCUCUUUAUCUUUAGAAAAUAAAAAACCUAACACUACAGUGUGGAUAAAUAAAGCGAAACCUUACUUUGUGGAUCAAAUCGGGGACACUCUUCAAGGUGAUUUAGAUAUGAACAAUUUCAAAGUAACUAAUUUAAAGUCUCCGGAAAACGAUAAUGACGCUGUUCACAAGAAAUAUUUACGGGAACAAAUAAAUUCAAUUGAAGUAAAUAAAAACCAUUUAGAAGAUAAAAUAAAAAAGAAAACGUUUAAGGGUUACUCUAAUGAUAAGAUAGCUGUAGAAGAUUAUAUUCGAUUAGCUAGUGGACAUGAUGUGACGAAUGAAUUUAAGAAAGUAGUUAUUCCAAAGGAUGAUGAUAAACAAAAGAAAGUUUUCAGAAGUUAUCUGAAUCUCGUUAAAAGAAAAGCACCGGAUGAUGAAGGAAUCAUGUAUCCUUAUGGUGAUAAAGAUGACUUGAGUUUGGAUGAAAACUACGAAUUUGAUGAUUGCGAUUACCUUACUAUUCAAGAAGAGAAUGAAGAUUGUUAA